UUUUUUUUUUUUCUUCUUUGUCUCUAUCUAUUUAUCUGACGUUUACGCCUGUCAUUUUCCCUAUUUCUUGCACGUUUCAUUUUCCGGCCUGUUGCCUAAUUUUGUUUUAGCGCUUUUCACCUCAUGAUGCUUCCAAAAUCAUCGUACGUAUCGGUCAAUUUAUUAGAGCCCACGAUUUAUAUUGAACCCAAUAGCGAUAACUUCAAUGUCGUUCGUGGUACCGUCAACAUUAACUUGCCUCGUACGACUACUGUUAAAUCGAUCUCUGUUCGCUUCGAUGGCGUCAUGGAAACGAAAGGUUACACGUUUGCAUCUGUAGAAGCUGGUGCUUAUGCGCAACGUAAACCGCUUGCUCGUCAACGACUUGUUCUUUAUCCCAACCUGCUCGGACAGCCAGAGGAAACCGUCAACCGUCCUUUGGUCAUGAAUGCAGGUCUUACUCAAUUUGGUUUCGAGAUGCAAAUCCCUUCCAAACUUCCAGAAACGAUCGAGUGUUCUGAUAUCAAAGUCAAUUACAAUGUCACUGCCGUCUUGGAAUACUACAGCCGAAACUCUUCAACAGCCUCUACUCUUUUGCAGCAACUCGGUCGUACUUACAAUCGUGGCUCGUACAACAAUAAAAACGGUCGCUACAUUAAAGCCUUUGCCAAACAGCCUAUCCGUGUGGCUCGUCUCCCUUACUGUAAUCUCUUACUCGGUGACUCCAUGGCAGACCCCAUUGAUUCGCGUACACAUCGCUCCCGCUGGCUGAACUAUCAGAUUUUAAUCAACAAAAAGGCGGUUGCUCUUGGUUCUGACUUACCCAUCACUUUUCGACUGACGCCUGCCGAUGCUGAAGACGAAGUGACGAUGGAUCGCGUGUCAAUACAAAUGCUAGAGCGUCGUGAUCUUUUCAGAAGUAACUCAACUCCACAUACCAGCCAUUCCAUUUUCACUAUCCAACCUUCAGCGAACAACCAACUCAACGGUGGCGAUGUAUUACCUCUCAACACAGCUUUGACCGCUGGCCAUGCAUGGGAAGGCACCGUCUAUUAUUCUAUCCCUGAAAACAAAGCCUUAUCUCACUCCACCCAAGAGUAUUCCGAAUUCAAUAUCAGUCAUACCUUAUUGAUUUCUAUCACUUUAUCUGUUCCUGGUGGCUCGGGUCGCUUCACAUCCAGCCGUGUUCAAAAGACGCUUAGCUUUCAAACCCAUAUUGAUAUUCUAGACGAGACCGUAGGCGAAUUGGAAGCAUUCAAGUUGCCUACCUACGAUGCUCCCCCCUCUUUUGAUGAAGCUGUGUACGGCCUAUCUCCAUCUCAACAACAACAUGUCUGCCUUGAAUCUACUGGAUUGGAUCGUAAAUUCAGUGAGUUUCCACCUAGUUAUGAAGAUAUCAGCACCACUACCCGCCCCAUCAAUGAUACUGUACAUACAACAACAACAACAACAACAACAACAGUAACGGCUGACAGAUAAUGGAACAGCCUCCAAAAAAAUAAUCUGUAAAAAAAGUUGUAAUC
Mycotypha africana is the source of this 1502-nucleotide messenger RNA. RefSeq lists its product as uncharacterized. The transcript has a single exon. Bases 124 to 1458 code for a protein of 444 amino acids. Lineage: Eukaryota; Fungi; Mucoromycota; Mucoromycetes; Mucorales; Mycotyphaceae. The record is from RefSeq and is a predicted model, not a curated record. Gene Ontology annotation, cellular component: cytosol; cytoplasm; plasma membrane. Gene Ontology annotation, molecular function: ubiquitin protein ligase binding; protein-macromolecule adaptor activity. Gene Ontology annotation, biological process: ubiquitin-dependent endocytosis.